Molecule: messenger RNA, 2532 nt
Organism: Saimiri boliviensis boliviensis (Bolivian squirrel monkey)
Lineage: Eukaryota; Metazoa; Chordata; Mammalia; Primates; Cebidae
Source: RefSeq, a predicted model, not a curated record
CUGUGCUUCAGUGGGCUUCUCACUGCCUUGAGUGAGUUGCACUGGGCUGGCUUCUAUUCACCCUGCAUGGCUGACUGCUCUCUUCCUACACCGUGUGCCAGAAAGGGCUGCCGUACCCUUGGCACAAACACCACCAGGCACCUUUCUGUGGUCCUUCUUUUCUUAAUCCUAUCCAAGUAUGCAGCAGCUCUUGGGUCACCUCAUGAGCUCUGGGACAGGUGGGAAAGAACUGAGAGAAAGAGCGACAAAGCAUGAGUGGGGGGGAGGCCAGCCGCGCUGUGGGUCUUUCUGCCAAGCCUCCGGGACACCCACCACAAGGAGAGGAGACCCUGGCCCAACAUCCUCUAAGAUGUUUAUAUGGACCAGCGGCCGGACGUCUUCUUCGUACAGACAUGACGAGAAAAGAAAUAUUUACCAGAAAAUCAGGGACCAUGACCUGCUGGACAAAAGGAAAACAGUCACAGCCCUGAAGGCAGGAGAGGACCGUGCCAUCCUCCUGGGACUGGCCAUGAUGCUGUGCUCCAUCAUGAUGUACUUUCUGCUGGGAAUCACACUCCUGCGCUCCUACAUGCAGAGCGUGUGGACUGAAGAGUCUCAGUGCACCUUGCUGAACGCGUCCAUCACGGAAACAUUUAACUGCUCCUUCAGCUGCGGUCCAGACUGCUGGAGACGCUCCCAGUACCCCUGCCUCCAGGUGUACGUGAACCUGACUUCUUCCGGGGAAAAGCUCCUCCUCUACCACACGGAAGAGACGAUAAAAAUCAAUCAGAAGUGCUCCUAUAUACCUAAGUGUGGGAAAAACUUUGAAGAAUCCAUGUCCCUGGUGAAUGUUGUCAUGGAAAACUUCAGGAAGUACCAACACUUCUCCUGCUAUUCUGACCCAGAAGGAAACCAGAAGAGCGUCAUUCUAACCAAACUCUACAGUUCCAACGUGCUGUUCCACUCGCUCUUCUGGCCAACCUGUAUGAUGGCUGGGGGAGUGGCGAUUGUUGCCAUGGUGAAACUUACACAGUACCUCUCCCUGCUCUGUGAGAGGCUCCAGAGGAUCAAUAGAUAAACGCAAAUGUGGAUAAAAUAAUUUUUGUUAAAGCUCAAAUACUGUUUUCUUUCAUUCUUCACCAAAGAACCUUAAGUUUGUAAUGUGCCGUCUGUUAUGAGCUCCCUAAUAUAUUCUUGUACGUAGAGCAAUAAUGCAAAAGCUGUUCUAUAUGCAAACAUGAUGUCUUUAUUAUUCAGGAGAAGAAAUAACUGUUUCGUGUCAGUUGGUGGUUUCCAUCAUCUUAUUUCUGUGCUGGAACUAGUACUUUCUUCUCUCAUUCCACCAAAAUAGGGCUCAGUUAUUCAUUUGCCAAGCUUUGUGAAGGAAUGUAGGUGACAUCAGUGUGAUAGAGUCUGUGUUCUGAGUUGUCAGCUCUCUUGAAGACAAUAUUUUUCAUCACUCAUCGUUUACUAAAGCUACAGCCAAAAAUAUUUUUUUCUUUUCUUGUUCUAAACUGAGCCCUACAGCAAGUGAAGGGACCAGAUUUCCUAAUUAAAGGAAGUUAGGUGCUUUCCUUGUAUUUUUUACCAUAUCACUGUAAAGAAGAGGAGAAACCCAGCCAGCUACUUUUUUUCCAUCACUUUUUAUUUAUAACUUUAGAUUUUUAAAAUUAAUUUCCAAAAUAUAAGCUGUUUUCAUGAGCCAAUUCUAUACUAUCUUCCCGUGAUUUGUGUAGAAAACGAACAGACUCCUUUUCCAUUUAAGACCCUGCUACUGUGUGAAGAGAUGAUACUUACAAGGAGGUGUCAUUACCUAUGAGCUGACUGAAUCUUGGUAGGUGCUCCAUUACAAUCCAGAAAAGUCUAUGUUACUGAUAUUUGUGUGGAAAUCUUUAUUUCAUUUCAAUUUAACUGUUAGAUGGUAAAAUUAAGAUGCUACUUGCUGGUAAAAAUUGGUGGACUGGUUUCAAUGGGUAAAUCUGUUGUGGCAAAUUAAUGUGUUGGAAUAUUGCUCUUUGGGAGUUUAUGUUUAAUGAAUGUGUAGUAUCUUCUUCUGACAACUGUUCCCUAUUGGGAUUUUAAAGCUAUGUGCACAGAAUAUUUGUCUCUUCUACAUGUUUUAUUUUUCUAUUUACGAUUCCCUUUUUGUUGAUAUAUUUUAUACACUGAACAGAUCUUUUUUCUAACACAUAUUUGAACUGAAUAACAGACAUAAAGCCUUCAUUCACAUUGCUAUUUACUUACUGUGUCUGGGGGGAAAUAGGUGGGAUUGAUUUCAAAUAAAAACAUUCCAUCUUUCAUUUAAUAUCAAUAUCAAAAGAAGAAGACAAACAUCUAUCUUUCUCAUCCAUAUUUAAGUACCUUUUUGUAAUGUAGUAUCAAAGUUUUUUAGGUAUUGUGAAAUUUUACAAAUCAUUUGUGGAAUGAAUGGUAAAACUAAUCUGAUGAAAUGGAAAAUUAUUCUGCAAUAUUGUAAUUCAUAGUUUGACUUUUCAUAAGCAAAUAACUCCCUAGGAUGUAAUCAGGACUUCAAAUGUGUAAUUAAAUUUUUUU